Tetrapisispora phaffii CBS 4417 is the source of this 927-nucleotide messenger RNA. It is a transcript of the gene KTI12, whose product is annotated as Kti12p. The transcript has a single exon. Bases 1 to 927 code for a protein of 308 amino acids. The record is from RefSeq and is a predicted model, not a curated record. NCBI's taxonomy places the organism in Eukaryota, Fungi, Ascomycota, Saccharomycetes, Saccharomycetales, Saccharomycetaceae.
AUGCCUUUAAUUUUAUUUUCUGGAUACCCAUGUAGUGGGAAAACUACAAAGGCAAAAGAACUAAUAGAAUUAUUAGAAGAGAAGAUAAAAAAUGAACCUGCUUUAAGUAAGUAUAAGAUAGUAUACCAUAGUGAUGAAACUUUAGGUAUCAAACAUGAAAACUACGCUAACUCCCAUGAUGAAAGAAAGCUAAGAUCUGAGAUCAUGUCUGCGGUUAAAAGAGAUUUAUCGAAAACUAAUAUUGUAAUUGUAGAUUCUUUAAAUUAUAUCAAAGGUUUCCGUUAUCAGUUACAUUGUGAAGUUAAAAAUAGCUCUUCAACUUUCUGUUUAAUUCAGACAAUGUGCCCAGUAGAUGUUAUACUAGAAUGGAAUACAAACUCUCCAAAUCCAUGGGAUGAAACUUUGUUAACCCAAUUAAUCCAACGUUAUGAAGAACCAAAUGGUCUAUCACGUUGGGAUUCACCUUUAUUUGCUAUUUUAUCUAACCAGGAUACAGCUAAAGAAUAUUUUAAUGAUAUAUCUAGCGCUAUUUUUACAUCUAGCAAAUCUUUAAAUAAUAGAGAUCCAUUAAGUCGUGCAUUUCAGAAGCCAAACUCUGUUACUUUGUUAAAACCUGCAUCCCAGACUAACUUUAUGCAAAUGCUUGAUAUGGAAACCACUAGAGUUGUAAAAACAAUAAUGAACGAAGUAAAAAUAGCACAAUCAAUUGGCUCGAAAUAUAGCCCUAGAAUUAUUGUUUCCGAAGAUGUUAAAGACAUAAACGAAGAUGGAUGUGUAUAUGUGGAUUUGCCAGUCUCUGGUGUUACAUUGCCAUUAUUACAAAGAUUGAAAAGGCAAUUUAUAAGUUUAAAUAAGGUGAGAGAUAUGGAAAAAGAUAGAAUUGUUCAUUUGUUUGCUGAUUAUUUAACUAAGCAUUUGAAUGAGUAA